UAGAGCGGCGGCGGCGCGGCCGGCUUCCUCCCCGGCGCUCCUCCUUCCCAACAUGGCGCAGUCGAUCAACAUCACGGAGCUGAACCUGCCGCAGCUGGAGAUGCUCAAGAACCAGCUGGACCAGGAGGUGGAGUUCCUGUCCACGUCCAUCGCGCAGCUCAAGGUGGUGCAGACCAAGUAUGUGGAAGCCAAGGACUGCCUGAGCGUGCUGAACAAGAGCAACGAGGGAAAAGACUUACUGGUCCCCCUGACGAGCUCUAUGUACGUCCCUGGGAAGCUGCAUGACGUGGGACAUGUCCUCAUUGAUGUGGGCACUGGCUACUAUGUGGAGAAGACAGCUGAGGAUGCCAAGGACUUCUUCAAAAGGAAGAUAGACUUCCUUACCAAGCAGAUGGAGAAAAUCCAACCAGCCCUGCAGGAAAAGCACGCCAUGAAACAAGCUGUCAUGGAAAUGAUGAGCCAGAAGAUUCAGCAGCUCACAGCCCUGGGGGCAGCUCAGGCUACUGCCAAGGCCUGAGAGCGAGCCGCGGAAACAAAGCAGAGGAACCCUGUUUCAAGGGGCCUGGGACUUUUUGGGCAGUGGCUGCCUGGUGUCUGGGAAGAGAGGGUCUCGGGUGUGAUGUCAAUAAAUGUGCCAGCUGGGCGAA
Molecule: messenger RNA, 647 nt
Organism: Psammomys obesus (fat sand rat)
Lineage: Eukaryota; Metazoa; Chordata; Mammalia; Rodentia; Muridae
Gene: Pfdn5
Product: prefoldin subunit 5
Exons: 6
Coding region: 53-517 (154 amino acids)
Biological process (GO): regulation of DNA-templated transcription; protein folding
Cellular component (GO): cytoplasm; prefoldin complex
Source: RefSeq, a predicted model, not a curated record